AUGACUUGCUACCGGGGCUUCCUGCUGGGCAGCUGUCGUCGCGUGGCGGGCGGCCGGGCGGCUCUGCGGCGGUCGUGCGCGGGAGGUGGCCCGGGCGGUGCAAGGGCCCGGCUGGGCGGGGACGGUGGCCGGCGACACCUGGGACACGGGCAGCCUCGCGAGCUGGCGGCGGGCUGCGGCAGCCGCCCCGAAGGCGGCUUCCGCCCCUCGCGGGUGGUGGUGGUGGCCAAAACCACCCGCUACGAGUUCGAGCAGCAGCGUUACCGCUACGCCGAGCUCUCCGAGGAGGACCUGAAGCAGCUGCUUGCAUUGAAAGGCUCUAGCUACAGUGGACUGCUUGAGCGACAUCACAUUCACACCAAAAAUGUAGAACAUAUAGUAGAUAGUUUACGGGAUGAGGGAAUUGAAGUCCGUCUAGUAAAGAGGAGAGAAUAUGAUGAAGAGACUGUUCGAUGGGCUGAUGCUGUCAUAGCUGCAGGAGGUGAUGGCACCAUGCUUCUGGCAGCAAGUAAAGUACUGGACAGACUUAAACCAGUUAUAGGGGUAAACACUGAUCCCGAACGGUCUGAAGGUCAUUUAUGCCUGCCUGUGCGAUAUACACAUUCCUUCCCAGAAGCCUUGCAGAAGUUCUACCGUGGUGAGUUCAGGUGGUUAUGGAGGCAGCGUAUCAGGUUAUAUCUUGAAGGGACUGGCAUAAACCCCGUUCCUGUGGACCUGCACGAACAGCAGCUCUCCUUGAAUCAACAGAGCAGAGCCUUCAACAUUGAAAGAGUGGAUGAUGAAAGGUCUGAGGCUUCAGGACCCCAACUUUUGCCUGUGAGAGCACUAAAUGAAGUCUUCAUUGGGGAGAGUCUGUCAUCCAGAAUGUCAUAUUCUUGGGCAGUGGCAAUGGACAAUUUAAGAAGAAGUAUACCAAAUCUAAAGGGACUGGCUUCCUAUUAUGAAAUUUCACUUGAUGAUGGUCCAUGGGAAAAACAGAAGAGUUCUGGGCUCAAUUUGUGUACUGGAACAGGAUCAAAGGCCUGGUCAUUCAAUAUUAACAGGGUUGCAGCUCAGGCCGUUGAAGAUGUUUUAAAUAUUGCAAGAAGACAAGGAAAUUUGACUCUUCCAUUGGACAAAGAGCUGGUAGAAAAAGUAACAAAUGAAUAUAAUAAAUCACUGCUGUACAGUCCAGAAGAACCAAAAAUACUUUUCAGUAUUCGAGAACCAAUAUCAAACAGAGUUUUUUCAAGCAGUCGUCAACGUUGUUUCUCCUCAAAAGUGUGUGUUCGAUCUCGUUGUUGGGAUGCCUGCAUGGUUGUGGAUGGAGGAACGUCUUUUGAGUUCAAUGAUGGAGCAAUUGCUUCCAUGAUGAUCAAUAAAGAAGAUGAGCUUCGGACUGUUGUUAUAGAACAGUGAAGGAUUUUCUCAGGUGACAAAGUUUGAUUGCUUGAAAAAUAUUUUUACUGCAGAAACAGGCUACCAGUCAUAAACCUACUUUGAGACUAGUUACCGCUAGGCUCAAAGGUGACAAAGAAUUCUGACAGACAAGAGGCCCAUUCACUGUAUGAGAAAACAGAUGGACUAAACAGGUUAGAAUUGCUACCAGUGAAAUUCUGUAUUUGCAAUUGGCAACCAAGGAUUUUGAUACUCAUAAAUUUAGGGAGGCAGGCUUAAAUAAAGGAAUGUUUAGGAUUUGAAAUUUAACUGUACAAAUUAUUUUUUUCUUCCUUUGUGGAAUUGGUCACAUGUAUCAUUUGAUUAUUAUAUUAUUUUUAUAGUACCUACAAGUAAAGAUUUUUAAAACUUUUGAUGGGAGAAUUUUGAUAAAUUCUGACAUUGACCUAGUUGAAGUAGGUAAAUGUUUUUAUAUAUGCAAAGAAUUUUCUAAUUCCAGGACACAAUGAUGUAAUGACUAUUGACAAAAAUUUCAAUGACAUUUAAAAUUAUUUGUAGAUGAAUUCUGACUCAUUCUGGUUAAUGUCAACAGUAGUGGGUGAAAUACAUCUAUUGAGAUAAAUCAUGAUAUUUUAUAAAUAUAUUCAUAAUCCCAUGGUUCUUUUAGGUCAAUUUUUUUGAAAAAGUGACUUGAAUCCAGUAAGGCUUUUCCAUCUUGAAACUCAACAUGGAUUCAAGUGCUAAAAGGAUGACUUGAUGGAUAUGUUCUAUUAGAAGUUUAGUACAAUCUUUAAAGUUUUAUUUCAUCUAGUGUUAGAGUAAUACUAUCAGAAAGAGAAAGAAUUCUUUCAAUAUGUAACACAAAAGUUUUGGAGCCAGGUGUGGUGGUACAUGCCUUUAAUCCAGUACUCAGGAGGCAGAAGCAGGUUAGCCAUGCGUUCAAGGCCAACCUGGGACUGCAUAGCGAGUUCCAGGUUAGCCUGGGCUGAGUGAGACCUUACCUUGAAAACAACAAUAGAAAAAAGUUUUGGAAUUGCCUUUAUUAGUAUGGUGAUUUUCAGUGUUAUUUCAAAUUUCCAUAUCUUUCUGUAGAAAAAGAUGGCAUAGCUUUUCUUUUUGACCCCCAUUAUGAAAUCUCUAUUUUUAGAAGUUUUCAGUUAAUUCAUCAUCUACAUAUAUUGAGUUUUCACACCAAGCUCCUACUGCUUAAUAAUGAAAUGUUAUUCUCAUGCCGUCUACUUAGUUGUUUUUCACUUGGUGGUGCAAAUUUCUCCCAUUGGCAAAUAUUUAUUGAACACCUACGCUGUGCCGUGUGUCAGGAAUUAGACACUAAAGAGUGAAAUACUCUGUCUUUAUAGAACUUGAGCCCACUGUGCUCAGACAGACAAACUGUGAAAACUAUGGUGGUAUUAUCAAAUUGAAUCUCCUAGUUUUGCCAUUUAACAUGUUGCUCUUACUGCUUUUAAAGAAAAUGAUUGUCACUAUGCACAGGCAAUCUAGGAUCAGAUGUCUAUACAGAACAGUGUCUGUCUGCAUAGGCAGAGCAAAGAAUUACGUGUGCACCUGUUGGAAAUAAAAAUUGGUGUUUUCUCGGAGCUUCAUCUUAUUUCUGCUUUGAAACUUUAAAAACUGCUACAUGUAACAUAUAUCCAGAACGUUUUUCUUUUAAAAACACCGGAAUGGACCCCAGAGCACAGGAUUUACAUGAUGCUUCCGGUGGAGACAGAGUUAGUGUUCUCUGUGGGUCUAGUGCAGUUUCCGGUCUAAGUUUUACAAGAUGAAAAAUGUAGAAUAACACUUUAUAAGAAGGUUACAUUUCACACUACAUAAACUUACCAUAUUGUAAAAGGCUUAAAAGUACCUUCUUGGGGUGGGGGGGACCAACCAACUCUGUCUUUAAUAUCUCAAGCUCUGGGUGUCUGUAUUUUACUAUAGUUCUGUUAAUAUGUAACAUACUAAUAGGGAACUUGCUGUCUGAAAUUGCUCAUAAGCCAUAUUUAGAAUGGUUUCAAAAUUACUUAAUAUGUUCCCUUUGCAAUAUAAUCUCUCUGUGAUGGGGAUUUAUUUGUAAGAGAUGAGAGACAAAAGGGUGUCAGAAUAGCUAAAGUCUUUAUGAAUGGGUUAACCAUUUAAUAACUACAUGAAUAAAAUUAAGCCAUUGUUGUCUGUU
Messenger RNA from Jaculus jaculus (lesser Egyptian jerboa), 3547 nucleotides. RefSeq names its product NAD kinase 2, mitochondrial (gene Nadk2). Gene Ontology annotation, biological process: NADP+ biosynthetic process; NAD+ metabolic process. Lineage: Eukaryota; Metazoa; Chordata; Mammalia; Rodentia; Dipodidae. Bases 1 to 1398 code for a protein of 465 amino acids. Gene Ontology annotation, cellular component: mitochondrion. The transcript has 13 exons. Gene Ontology annotation, molecular function: NAD+ kinase activity. The record is from RefSeq and is a predicted model, not a curated record.